GUGAAUCACUAAAUGCAAAUUUCUCAUGCAUGAAACGGCUAUCAACAACUGAGUCGUCUUUGGGGACAAUCUCUCCAAUCCCACUUGAUCUCUGUAGCAUUCGUGAGACCUAUCCUUCACCUGCUGGAAGUAUUAGUCAACCAUAUUAUUCCUACAGAAUAUUUUGUAUGAGCAAUUUACAUGGUAUCAAAGCAACGCUCUGAACCCUAACUAACUUCGCUGAGGCUACGGUCUCUGUUCUUGUUUUCUUUUUCACACCCACUUCCCUAUUCCUCCUCCCCAUCAUCUGUACCAUGGGUGACAAAGGAGAUAACAACAACAAAACUGAUGCCCUUCAUCCAGUGUAUACUGUGAACAACAUUCAACACAAAGUACGUGUGUUGGACGGAACCAAGGUAACCUAUUCCUCAUGGGUUAAGCUUUUUCAGUUGCAUGCCCGUGGCUACAAGGUCCUCGACCACAUCGACGGAACCAAGCCACCGGCGAAAGAAGAUCCGAACUUCGAAUCAUGGACAGAAAUAGAUGCAAUUGUGUUACAGUGGAUCUACGGAUCUCUGUCGGACGAGUUGCUUGUUCGGGUUCUCGAACCCGAGUCCACCGCUCUUGAAGCCUGGACUCGGAUCAAGAACAUCUUUUUAAACAACAAAGGAUCCCGCGCUGCAGCUUUGGAGCAUGCUUUCACUAAUCUCACAUUGAAAUCCAUGCCGUCCCUUCAAGCAUAUUGCCAGAAACUCAAAGAAAUCGCUGGGCAACUGUCUGAUGUCGAAAGCCCAGUGAGUGAAAACCGUUUGGUUAUCCAGCUUGUCCGCGGACUCUCUCCGGAGUAUGACACUGUUGCCGCUCAGCUUAACCAAUCACUUCCCUCUUGGGAAGUGGCCGUCAACCUGUUAGAUCUUGAAGAGCGCCAUCAAUCGGCUCGUGAUACUCCACCAAUUGUAGCUGCUGCUCUUGAACCACCCCCACCCCCUCCUGCCAUGGAUCAACAGUCUCAGAGACGUGACACUGGACCACGUGGGCAGUCCAAAUUCUCAAACCAGCAGCGCCGCAACAAUGGACCGAGGCCCAAUCGUAAUAGUAACCCGCAACAGCAGUCUCUGGCCCACAGCAACCCACAACGCACUGGACCCUGGGACAAUAACCAAUCAUACGGACCUGCUGCAUCUCAAAACUUUGGGCCUGCACCUUGGUGGGUCAAUGCUUAUGGGCCGCCCAGUGGUUGGGCUCCCCCACCGUGUCCCUACCCAACCCAAUCAGGCUGGGCCACACCUUGGCAACAGGGCCCAUGGCAGCCCACUGGCAGAUCCAACAACAACAAGACAUCCUCCUCUCGCACUUCUCCACAGGCUCACAUCACCGAUUUUGAUCCGCUGCAACCUACUGACAUCGGUGAGGCAUUUCAGGCUCUCUUGCUGUGGACUCGAUUGAACCGGAAUGGCACAUGGAUACAGGGGCACCCAAUCACAUAAGUGCAGACCCAGGAUUUCAAGACUGGGAAGAUAUUGACGCGUCACAACAGUGAUGACAGUCACCUCUAUCCUGUCACCGCUCCUGUUCCCGCUCCGUCCGUUUUUACUGCUACCACUCCCGACUCAUGGCAUGAUCGACUAGGCCACCCGGGAGUUUCAAUUGUUGAUUUUCUUGCUUCGAAUAAAUUUAUUGCUUGUAAUAAAACUAGUCGUCUGUUUUGCAAUUCUUGUCAAUUAGCAAAGCAUAAACGCUUGCCCUUUGUUUUAUCUAAUUCCACUACUAUUUUGCCC
This is a messenger RNA of Helianthus annuus (common sunflower), 1757 nucleotides long. RefSeq lists its product as uncharacterized. The record is from RefSeq and is a predicted model, not a curated record. The transcript is spliced from 2 exons. NCBI's taxonomy places the organism in Eukaryota, Viridiplantae, Streptophyta, Magnoliopsida, Asterales, Asteraceae. The coding region runs from base 294 to 1466 and encodes 390 amino acids.